This is a messenger RNA of Striga asiatica, 909 nucleotides long. The record is from the annotation of a GenBank genome assembly. Lineage: Eukaryota; Viridiplantae; Streptophyta; Magnoliopsida; Lamiales; Orobanchaceae.
GUCGGGCCGGUGGAAAACGAAGGUAAAGACUGCGACCAAAUUAUAUGCCCUAAACUUGUCUAGUCUUGAAAAGCAAGUGCCCCUAUUUAGUUUGAUCCACUCUCAAAACCCUCUUGCCUCCGCCAUCUGAAAAAACCCCAAACUCAGUCGCUCAAACACGCCCACACACCCUGCCCAGAGAUGGGAAGCGACAGCGAGAACGAAAAAAGUGUGCAGAAAGAGAAGGAGAAGAAGAAGCUGUUGGCUCUUGCCCCCAUAGCCAAACCGCUAGCUGGCAAGAAGCUUUGCAAACGUACCCUCAAACUUGUUCGCCGAGCUGCGGAGCGAAAGUGCUUGAAACGAGGAGUUAAGGAGGUCGUGAAAAGUAUUCGCCGAGGAAACAAGGGAGUGUGUGUUAUUGCUGGGAACAUUUCGCCUAUAGAUGUCAUCACUCAUGUACCUAUCUUGUGUGAAGAAGCUAACAUCCCAUAUAUCUAUGUUCCCUCAAAAGAAGAUCUUGCAAAUGCAGGAGCCACAAAGAGACCAACUUGUUGUGUACUGGUGCUGCCAAAGCCCACAAAGGGGGAAAUAAGCCAAGAAGAACUAGAGAAGUUGAAGGGAGAAUAUGACCAGGUUGCAAUGGAUAUAUCUGAAAUUGCAAACUCAAUGUUUUGAUGUGCUAGACAAGUUAUUCUAUGAAGUAUGUAUUUUAAAUUUAUUAGGAAUUUGAGCUACGAUUGAGAUAUAUAUAUAUAUAUAUAUUNUUUUCAUUUUCCUUGACUAUUCCUCACAUCUCUCAUGUCGUGUUGGAGUUGAAGAUCUCGUGCACUGUCUUUGUCUUUGAUUUGCUGUGGGGUAAGAAUACAACAUGAGCUCAUGCUGCUAAAGAAAAUAUCAAAUAUAACGUGGGAUUGAUUAAUAUGAACAAGG